AUGGCUUCGACGCGUCCGCAUCCGUAUGUUCAGAUCUACCAAGAUCCCAUGCCGCUUCCGUCCAACAUGUCACCUGCACAUAAACCGCGACCACAUUUACAACCUUCGGCAAUGCCUUUACAGCCCAUGAGGAAUCCGCCGGGUCGUCCUGAAGUCAUACUCAACGCCCCGAUGGUUGCAAGUCACCAGAUGUCGCCGUUGAAGAGCCAUCCAAUGUCACCGCCCAAGCAGAACUAUUCAAACCUCAACUACAUCCCCAUUCCUCCUCCGCCCUCGGCAGCCAACAUGUACACCGACUCCCCCGCGAAGAGACAUCAUAUGCCUCCACAUCAACAAUUCGCACCCGUUCAGAUGAUGCAACAGCCGCUCUUUACCACAUUCAACAGCAAUUUCGAAACGUAUGAACAAGAAAGCUACCCACAACCCCCUAUGCCGGACAACUAUGGAGAAUUUCCAGAUCCCUCAUAUAUUCGAAAAAUGCCCCUGAAGAGAUCAUACUCUGACGCGCAGCUGGUUCAUGACCGCCCACUCAAGAAGGCAAAGCAAGAGGAGGAAAUCAUCACACCUAUCCCUGAACCAGAAGAGAUGCCCGCCAUUGAGGAUGAUGGCAAUAAGCCUUCUUACAGCUAUGCUCAAAUGAUCGGCAUGGCGAUCUUACGGGCGCCGAACCGCCGUCUCACCCUUGCGCAAAUCUACGAGUGGAUCUCCAGUACAUUUGCUUAUUAUCGCGAAGACACCAAGCAGAGUUGGCACAACAGCAUCAGACACAACCUGUCUUUGCACAAGGCAUUCACGAAGCAAGAGAGGCCAAAAGGCGAUGCUGGUAAAGGGAGCUACUGGGUCAUCGAGCCUGGAAUGGAGGGUCAGUUUAUCAAAGACAAGAACCGGCGUGCCAAUAAUAUGGCACAUCUCAACAUACAAUCCAACACCAUCCGUUCGGAUCCUUCCAAGAUGGCUCAGUCACUGUCAGAGGCUCUGAUGCCUAGUCCUUUUAUUGUUCAGCCGAGUGAGGCACCCCCUGUCCGACCUCAGACGGCGCCCGCUCUGCCAGAGUUAUCUUCGGACGCAACUCUUCCGGCGUCGGAUCUAGCUCUGGACGAGCAAGAUGCUCCAGAAGCCGAAGAACACGUCCUGCCUGCUGCUCCAAAGUCUUCACCUCCCGAUGCCAUCAACUCUUCUCCGCCGGUACGCACGGCCAAUCAUCAUCGCAACAUUUCAUCGCCCACUGCACGCGUGCAGCGGCCGACCUCGGUCCACAGACAGAAGCGUUCUUUGUCCAAGAUGGACGACAGCGGCUACUUCUCGUCUAUCGAGUCUUCUGUGUUGCGUCCGAACAAGAAUGCCGUGGUACUUACCUCAGAGCUUGACAUUGAGCCGAUGAGAAAGAAAACCGGAAGAGCCGAAGAGGAGAUCGUUCGGAUUCGAAGCUCUUCUCAUGACGUGACCCCGAGCCACACCCGCUUCCGCAAUGCUGCUGGAGAUGUUGCACGGUUAUCAUCUCCUGUCCGUGUUAGUCCGGGUGGAAGACGGAAUCCUGUAACACCCUCGGUUGUCUUCAAGAAGCCGCUUCGGCCACCGCCCUCGGUUUCCCCAAACACCCAACUACACCUUCAUCGCAAGGCUAUGCGAGAUUUUGCCAAUUCACCCCUCAAGAACUUUGGACAUUUCGAACUGGACGCUUACAGUCCGCUCAAGUGGUCAAGCUUGACUGCCUGUAGUGGAGCCGAAGAUUCUUUCGAGAUCUUCACUGACCCGGCAAUUGGCAUGACUCCCGCCACACCUGGGUUCACCUCAUCCCCGUUGAAAGGGUCGAUCGCUCGUCCUGCAUUGGGACGAGCUUCCACAACUAGCAACGUGCUUUCUGAAAUGGUCGGCAGCGCUUACCGACUCAAUGCAAAGACGCCAACCCGCGGCAGUCUCCUGAAACCUGGAGUACGGGCUACGUUCUCUGGAUCCCCAUUGAAGGGUACGACGGAGAACAUUCCCGUCCUCGACGAUCAUGAUCUUUUUGAUUUCAAUUCUUUCGAGAAUGAAGCCUCUGAUAAUGAGGAUGGUGUCGACAUCUUGAAAGGAUUUGAAAAGAUCGGUGGACCCUCGGUGCAGGUUUCAGCUGAUCACAUCCGAAGACCCUCGCUUGGUGGUCGCAGUUUUACUUCACGAUUCUGA
This is a messenger RNA of Exophiala spinifera, 2166 nucleotides long. RefSeq lists its product as uncharacterized. NCBI's taxonomy places the organism in Eukaryota, Fungi, Ascomycota, Eurotiomycetes, Chaetothyriales, Herpotrichiellaceae. The transcript has a single exon. Bases 1 to 2166 code for a protein of 721 amino acids. The record is from RefSeq and is a predicted model, not a curated record. Gene Ontology annotation, molecular function: DNA-binding transcription factor activity, RNA polymerase II-specific; RNA polymerase II cis-regulatory region sequence-specific DNA binding. Gene Ontology annotation, biological process: regulation of transcription by RNA polymerase II.